AAGAAAGUGAGUGAUGUUUAGACUGAACGGGUAGGAUCAAGACACUUCUCAUGAAAAAUUACACAUCGUGUCAUGCAGUCAUGGAAAACAGAAGGUCUAAUGCUGAUCUGAAAUUAGCUAUCGACUUUAGACUCUAUAUAACCGUCGGGUUUUAAGCUCACGGUGACCAGUCAAAAGCGCGAUUUGUAUAUCCUCGGAUAACCUCGGACAAAAACAUGUGCUUUUCUAAAUGGAUGGUCUAAUGAUGGAGGGACAUAGCCAGGUCACCGCGCGGGUGCAGUCGGCCAGGCUGAUGAAGAUGAUGAUGUUCGUCUCCAUGGUGAUCGCUGAUUCACCUGCUGCAGACUGGCCAUUGGAUGCUCCAAACAUGCCAAAAGAAUCUUCAAUAGAAGUGCCGCAUAAUGUAUCUUCUGCCUUGUCUGGAUUUUCUCCACCGCCUAGUUCAGUUCCAUCUAAAGCCCCAGAUCCCCUUGCCACACCCCCUUUACAUUCCUUGGAGUCUGAAAAAGCUUUUCGAUCUCCCUCCAGAGUUUCCUCCAGACAGCCUCGAGAAGUUAAGUCUCCAGUGCCUAUCUCUCAUACAGUGCCCUCCCCCUGGAACGCUAUCAGUCCAGCUCCACAGUUCCCCUCACAGCCUACAGACAGUUUAUCUGUGCCUUCUGGAGAUUCGCCUCUGAGAAUUCCCGAUGAUUCUCCCAUUCCUUCCCCUCAGAUCCAGUAUGGAACGACGAGAGUCAGUGACACUGAGAUUCCUUUUGGAGACGCGGUGGAACCAUCCCGCAGAAUUCAAGACCUUCAACCCAGCCACAGCCCAGACGUAAAACGUGAUCCAAAUGAUCAGCAGUUAGAGCCGAGUCAUGUUUUUGUGAACCAUCUUGUGACAUCAGCCUCUGUUGAGCCAACCAUGGGCCCACCUGAAGACUUUUUCCCAACCAACACCAUGGAUGCGGAUUAUGGCUCUGGAGAUUACCUGGAAACUAUGUCAUUCAUGGGAUCUGAAGACAAUGACUACUCUCUGGUUAGUAAUCUCCCCUCUGAUGUGUAUGAUUUUGAAUACUCAAACUCUGAGACCUAUGACACCACAUUUCCCACAAGAGUGGUGAUGUCAUUUUCCAGCAAACACCUGAAUCCCACCUCUACGAGUUCCAGUUUUAAUAGUAAUUCAACCUCAAACGUUCCCACCACUGAUUUAAACCAACACCAAACAACAUUUCUCAGUUCGACAACCACAGUUCCCAUUUCUUGGCCAACGUCUCCAGUUUUAACCACUAAACCCAGCAUUUCGACUUCUGAGCCCAACCACACCAUUUCCCCAUCCCUUCCAACCAUCCAACCAACUAGAGUACAUUCUUUACUCACAGUUUCAAAUCCUUCAGGUAUUUUAAACCAGAAUGAAUCUGUGAAUGAGAGUUUAGAGAUGGCACCUGACUGGCCAGUCACUGUCACCAUCCAACCCACAGAUGUUCUUUUGCCAGACAUGAACAGUUUGGAGUUCUACACUAUUCAGAUGACCAAGGAAAAUGAUAGCUUGCCAGAGCACACUGCCAGACAUAUAACCUUUAGUGUUUCCUCUACAUCAAUUGGCACUACACACAUUGUGCCCAAUAGUACGUACGCGAUUGACCCGAGUUACAUGCUAACUGCAGUGUUUGAUGACACGAUUCAAUCUGCAGACAACAGUUCAUGGAUUGAAGAAGAAUCUUCAACAGAUAUCUCUGGAUUUGAACCUUUUAACACUUCAACCCUGGAGCCCUCAGACGUUAAACCUAGCCUUACGAAUGCUACGGUGUUAGAUUUGGAAUCUCCAUUUGUACCGACACCUUCAAUAGACCCUUCAUCUCCAUUGGUUGGUCUAGACUCAACCAGUGGUUUGUAUACCACACCUACUAUAACUUACAAUACUUCCUUACCGGUGACCAACCAACCUCCUCCGACUGUGGAACCAGAUAGCGUGUCAUCGGUUAAUGAAAGCCAAUGGAUUUUCACCUCAAUUCCAACCGAGACUCCAUUUCUAAGUACUAUAUUGAGCACCUCGGCAUACCCAACUGACUCAACCUUCAACGUGACCUCACCUCCCCCUGUAAGCGAGAUGGCCGACGAAGAGUUUCUCUCCGAAAUGCCAUCUGACACUCCCGUCACCGUGGUUACUAACAGUGAUGACAUGAGUAACUUUACAGUCUCUCCCACAGUGUUACAUAAUGACAACACUGAGUCUACAUUCGCAACAGUGACUACAAUAAACGAUUUGUCAGUUACAACACUAAGCACAACUCUUGAAACAACCACUGCCCGGAAGUAUCUCUGCAACAUCACUAAACCAGACACAUACCUGAUUAGAGUCGGGUUUCCUCCAGGAUCCACUGCUGGAUAUGCCAAAGCCAAAAUCAGAGAGAUUCUGAAAGCGAAGUUUAAUCGCUCAGUGGAGCUACAGGUAGUGAAAGCUCCUCCAGACUUUGUGUUUCGUGCCGUGUCCGGUGCUGUGGUUUUUACAGCCAUAUCAGUCAUUAACGCCCUGAGACCCUCUGCUCAAACCACCAGCUCUUUUAUCAGUGUGUCACCCAUCAGUCCAGUACCAGGGCGACAGUACCACGUACAUUCAGUGCUUGAGUUUGUACCCAGCCAUGAAGACAUCGGUAUGUGUAUGUUCAGUGAGCAUAUAGAAAAGGGUAUGAUCACUGCAUUAGCUGAAGUCCUCCGACGCGCGCAGAAAUCCACAAACUUCACUGUGCAUAUUUUAAACAUCACAAUGAGCCUCAUGGCUACGCAACAGCAGAAGGUUCCCGUGGAGAUCACCUUUGCGGUGCGUGACUUCCGUGGGUAUGUGCUGGGGGCAGAGGUCAGCGCUCGUCUUCGUGACCUCAGUGUGGUGGAAUACAGCUACUAUCUGGGCUACCCAGUUAAACAGAUCGCAGAGCCUUUUCACUACCCUGUGCUGAAUACAACCCAACUGCUUCGUUCUUCAUGGGUUAGAACAGUAUUGCUGGGUGUUUUGGACCAACGUGUGAAUGACAGGGUCUUCCAAGCUUCCGUGGAGAGAAAAUUGGCUCUUUUGCUGGGGGACGCACUGGGAACUGGGCGUCGCUUUAAAAGAGCAACUAGUGUUGGAAACAACAGUGUGCAGAUUGUGCAGACCACUCGCCUGGUGGGCCCUGACAAUCCCCUGGAGAUUAUUUACUUCGUGGAAGGCGCUAACGGAAAGAGGAUUCCUGCUAGAACCACAGCCAACAUGCUCAACAGUCUGGACAUGCAGCAUGCAGCUAUCGUCAUGGGAUACCGCAUCCAGGGAAUAUUAGCACAGCCUGUGGAAAAACAGGCCUCCCAUCCCUCAGAUACAGACAAAACCAACACGUGGAUAAUCGUGGGGGUGGUGGUCCCCGCGGUGGUGGUGAUCAUUAUCAUAUCUAUCCUGUACUGGAAACUCUGCCGCACCGAUAAACUGGAAUUCCAGCCGGACACCAUGAGCACAGUCCAACAGAGACAGAAGCUGCAGACUCCCAGCGUGAAGGGCUUUGACUUCGCCAAGCUGCACAUGGGACAGCACAGUAAAGACGAUCUCAUGGUCAUUCAAGAGCCGAUGCCGCUUCCUGUGCCCACCAAGGAGCAAAACCCACCCGAGAGCGCAGAUUUGCCCACACCCAAGUCCAAGGGCUCCUCUAAAGCUUCACGCAAUGCCCAGCGCCGCAGAGGCCAAAUUUCUCCGUCAGAGGGUGACUCAGUGGGCAGUGAUCCAGGCAGUGAGAGAGCGUCUCCUGAGGACGGUACGAAACCUGCCGGGCUUCCCAGCGAUCCCAAGCAAACCCGUAAAGCGGCUGUUAAUGGAUUAAACGGUCCUCCGCCAAUGAACAACAACAUGGAUGAACCUUUAUCUUCAGCCUCCAUCUUCGAGCAUGUUGACCGCAUGUCCCGUGCAACUGACGGCCCCAAACGUCCACCUAAUAAAAUUCAGCUCAUCGCCAUGCAGCCCAUGCCAGCCCUGCCUUUACCCAGCCUUGCCGCCAAUGACAAAGCAGCAGAAAAUGCCAAGCUGAGCAAAGAGAUCCAGGUGGCUUUGAGGCACAAGUCUGAAAUCGAGCACCAUCGUAACAAGAUCCGACUUCGAGCCAAAAGGAAAGGCCAUUAUGACUUCCCCGCUAUGGAUGAUCUCAUCGAUGGGCUCGGUGAUUCCAAAGAGCAAGACCGAAUCUACCAAAAGGCCCAAAUGCAGAUCGAAAAGAUUCUGGAUCCAGACAUUCACAUGCCUUCUCUCUACACGGAGCCCAAGAAAAGCAACAGUCGCAAGCAUUCUCCUAAACAGAAGAAACAGUUAAACGGUGAUGUGACAGAUGCUGACAGGGACAGACUCAUAACAGACAGCGACGGGACGUACAGAAAAUACCCGGGAGUCAAUAACAUAGCAUAUGUGUCUGACCCAGACCAGGGCCCUGACCAGCAUAGCCCAUCCCCGACGGAUGACGUUUUCCACAGCCCUAUUUCUCCUCCUCCAGGCCAUCCUCCUCCCCCUCCUCCCUACCUAUCUCCUCAGCCAUCUAUAGAAGAAGCCCGUCAGCAAAUGCACUCUCUACUGGAUGACGCCUUCGCCCUUGUGUCUCCUACGUCUCAGGGAAGCACAGCUGGCAUCACCCUGCCAGGGGUCGGACUCAACCCCACAGCCCCGCCCCCUACCAGCCCACCUUCUCGCGGUCCACGGCCCUGGGGCCCGGGAUACCCACCCUUCAAUCCCUACACAGGGAGAUAUGCUGAAUUAGGUCUGCCUCCUUCAACGGUACAGGGUUUACUGCAUAGGCAAGGUUUGGGUUCUGGCUACAUCCCACCAUGUGAUGCUCUACCUGUCGAACAGCUACAGUCAGAGUCGCUGUACUCUGGUCGAGUGGGCCACAUAGAUGAGCCCCCCUCCUCUGCCAGGCCACGGCCUGUAGGUGGCACUGCAGGUGGUCAGCUGCAUCAUUUAACUCAUGCUGGUCUGGCGGGUCGUGUAAAUGACAGCCGGCAGCCUGGUGGGCUGAACUGGGGUCUGUAUCAUGAGGACGACAACAAAUUUGCUAACAGAGACCCUGUCCUUGGCUCUCUUGACUACACCUCCAUCUCUGUGUUCCAGACCUCCAGGAAUGGCCUUAAGGAGCCAUCUGCCGCCCCCACCCAUCUGGACUCACUCGGCCUGGGCUACCCUCCCUCGGCACCUCCUGAGGAGCCUUCUCCUCCCAACCACUCAUCCGCCUCGCUCAUCAAAGCCAUCCGAGAGGAGCUGAUGCGCCUCUCGCAAAAACAGGCGGCGGUACCCAGCUACCACAGCUGAGACCUGCUCCAUCAGGCUCUCCACCCAAAAACUGCACUAGACUGCACUGUACUUCCCAUGGAAGUGGCUUUUUUGAGACGACUUGUACGUCCUGUAGCUGCUGCUGCCACCCUGUGGCGGAGAGCGUUAGGACAGGAAGAGUAGACAUGUAGCCCUUUAAGGUUGAUUUAUACUUCCAUCUCGAACCUGUAGGCAUGGAUCUCUCCAAAUAUGAAUCUACACAGAACACAACAUAUCCUUCUUUUAGAGGGUCUCUCUAAUAAAUGUAACACUGUUUAACCAUAAUUCAGUUUUAUAUGUACAAAUCGUCGCUGUCGGACUAAAACCUUGGCUGUGUCCAAAAUCGCCCACUAUACCCUCAUUCACUAUUCCCUACAUUAGUUCACUAAUAUAGUCCACUUUAAGGAACGGGUGAAAACGAGUGAGUAAAUUCGGACACCCUGUGCACUCGAAAUGCUGCGGGCGCCGUCUUCUGCCGAGACGCGGGAAUUCAUUCAGCGCGAACAUCACAAUAGAUGGCUAGCAGCUAGCCAUGAGUGUACAUCGGUUGUACACUCGUUAUUAUGAUGCAUCAUGGGAUUGAAUGAGUGCACUCAAUAAUGUCCACUAAAAAUGAUUGUCCCCUCAAAUAGUGCACUAUAUUAGGGUAUAGGGGGCUAUUUCGGACACAAACCUUGUAUCAUUUUUGAACACAUCAACACAUUGUUAAAUUAAAGAAAAAGAAAACGUUUUUUUUCCCCAUUUCCUGUAAAAUGGCAGUUUUGGAGAUACAAGCUUUCAGUCUGACAACGAUGAAUGAAUUGUGAGCUCAUCACGGAAAAGUUGGCAGUUUUUCUAGAGUAUUCUGGUCAAUGCAAAGCUAUAAAUGCAAACAGCCUAUGGCACAGGUUCGGCGCAGAAGUAUAACAGCUGUAUUGCUGUUAUUUUUCCCAUAGUAAAGUUCAUAACAUAAGCAGUGUCUUGAGACGGAGAGAAUUCCUUGUUUUUACCAUAUUUGCAGUGACAUCACAACCCAUAAACUUCAGGAGCAACUGCUAUGAUGCCUCUACUUGGACCAGGGUUCUCUUUCAAUAUCGUUUUGUUAGAAACGUGUGUGUGCGUUUUAUUUUUACGUUGUGUGGUUUCUUUGCUGUGUACACUGCCUUUUGAAUAAUUGUAUACCUUGCACUGGCUCCUGUAGAUUCUCACUGAAAAACUACUCUUUGAUACCUUAAAUUUUAUCUGUUUAUUUUUUGUGUUUUCUCUGUGUCUAAUAAUAUUUUGUCUAUAUACAGUACACAUCCUUUUAUCUCAAUUUACUGGCCAUGAACCACAUAAUGCCUUCACGAUACAGUAUUGGAUCCUAUACAGAGUAUUCUCUUAAUUAUACUAUAGACCACUUCCGGUCCAGAAGCACUUCCAGAUUCAUUUUUUAUUUUAUUUAAAUCUUGCAAAUGUAAUUACAUCUUAAAGAUAUUCGUUUAACAUUUUAAAUCUGUUAUAAAUGUUCUGUUCGUUGUAUUUUGUUUAAACAAUGGGUGUUGGAAAAAAACUGGAACAGGAAGUUCUUCUGGACCGGCAUUGUUUAUGUCUUCCGAAGUGGUCUAUAGGGUCCAGUAAUAGUAUUUGAAGUACUGACAUCAUUACCCUUGGCAAAUGCCUUUAUUUGUUUUGGUACCAACAAAGUACUCUCGACAGAGUAAGGAAUGUUCUUGAGUCAGUGCACAUCGACUUGUCCCUCAGUUUGUAAAAGCAAAAAUCAAAACAAAAAUGCAAAAAUAUUACAUAAUAGCAGUCUAUGGAGCAAGGCACUGCAUUUAUGAUCAAUUUUUAAAACAAACACUGUUUAAAUUCUUUUUUUUUUACUUCAGUCGCACAUUUGCAUUUAUUCAGUUAACAGACUCUUUUAUCCAAAGUGACUUAUUUAAAGAGAUUGAUCACCCAAAAAUGAAAAUGUUGUCAUGAAUUUCUCAUCCUCAAAUUGUUUCAAACCUGUAUACAUUUCUUUGUUUGGUUGUACACAAAGAAAGAUUUGAAACAAAUGUUAGAUUCUAGAUUUUGGGGGCACCGUUGACUACCAUAAUAGAAAAAAAUGCUGUAUAUUGUUUUGUUCUGUUAAACACAGAAGAUAUUGUGAAGAAUUUGGAAAAACAAACAGGUAACAUUCUUCUUAAUAUCAACAAAACAAAGACAUUUAUACAGGAGGUAGAAUAAUUCAUGACAGAAUUUUUUAUUUGGGGAGAAGUGUCCCUUUAAGCAUUUGACGUUAAAGGAUGUGACGUAACAAUCUGACAGAAAUGAUUAUGCAGACACAAAAUCUACUCACAUAACUUUGUAAAAUAAUUCAUUUUAAGAGCUUUAACAAACGUAUUAGCUUCAUAUUUGUUUACAAAGUGAGGGAUGAGUCACAAUUAUUGCCUGUGAUGAUCUCGGCAUGUCGCCUUUUAAUUCUGUCCAUUUGUUCAUGAACAAAUCAAAAGAAUUACACCCACGGUUUACUCUCCUACGUACUUUCAGUAUUACUACUGUUUAUUGGUAUUUGAAGACAAUAUUUCAUUGCAGGUGAAUGAAGUUUAUACCUGUACUGUUUAAUGAGAACAAAUUUGAAUUGUUUUAGGUCAACCUAUGGACUAAGGUUAGGGUUAUGUGUUUGAAAGGUUUUCGUUUAUUGUCACCUUUUCACCACUGCCAUGAAGUGCUCAUUGUUCACUGGCAAUAACAUUUAUCAAUGCAUUUACAGUAUUACAGGACAUUGUAUAGCUGGUUAAACUGCUGUUGAUCAACUCUUCAUACACUACAGUGUGUUCUUCUACAUCAUGCUUAUAUAGAGCGUUUGGUGUGUCGAAGAGCAUUAAACACGUGGUCACUGUAACUAGUAUUAGAUUCACUCUGUGAAAGUUCAAAACACUGAUUUCUCAGUUAUCUGUACAAUAUUUCAUGCUCGGGUGUAUUCUUGCUUUUGUGCUGAAACUCAUUGCGUUGAUGAAAACAGGAGCACCAUCUUUGCUCUGAGAUAACGGACAAUUCUCACGUGAUCUGCCGUUACAUUGUUUUUCUGCUUUAAGUUUACGUCUGGUUGGACUUUCUUGACCUGUAGUUACAAUUCUACUGAAUCUUUAUUUAAGUGACAAAUAAAAAGAAUUAGCCU
Molecule: messenger RNA, 8420 nt
Organism: Triplophysa rosa
Lineage: Eukaryota; Metazoa; Chordata; Actinopteri; Cypriniformes; Nemacheilidae
Product: UPF0606 protein KIAA1549
Exons: 21
Coding region: 230-5293 (1687 amino acids)
Source: RefSeq, a predicted model, not a curated record